CUUGCGCACACCAGUGCGUCGCAGAAGGAGUACGAGGCAAGCGGAUCCACAAGCCUGUCUUGAUUUUGGACGCAGCGUACAAAAUAUCAAGAGAAAAGACGCAAGAUAUGGAGAAAUAACGUCUCGAGCGAGCCCAAUCCAUAAGUUAAUUUCCGAAGAAUCAAGACAGCGGGCUGUGAGUGCGUAUGUUUGGAAUAGGACCAUGGUGUUGAAGAUGUUUACAUGACCGGAGGCAACGAGGUGGACAUGCGAUAAGGGAAGGAAAGGCUACCACGCCAGCCAGCCAGCCAGCCAACCAGCCAGACCCCUGCCCCUCCGAUACAGCAAAAGCGUGUGUGUAUGUGAAUGAAUGCGUGCCUAUGCUUGUUACUGUAUGCGUGCGUGGAUAGGCCUGUUGUUAUUUUAUUUCUCCGGUGACGGUUGGGGUUGCUAUAAAGCGGACUAGCAGUACAAAAAGACACAUUGCCGAAGAUGCUGAGGAGGCGGUGGUCCGCAUCCGCAACGCCAUGCCGCAGCUCCCUGUCCGCCGUCGUUCUCCUCCUCGUGCUGCCCAGGUGCCUGCUCUCAGCCCGCGCGGAGAAGAACAUCGAGGACUAUUACAGCGCCACGGUCAACGCCACCGUGCUGGACCUCAAAGGCAACCCUAAGCAAAUGCUCACCAAGGACGAUGGGAGGUACGGGCAGAACUCGCCAAAGACGGAAGCCAAGGGGAUCGUGAUUGCACCUGCGGCACCCGCCAACGGAGCGGUGGACCUGCAGGGAUGCUGCGCCAGCACGCGCUUCGUGGUGCCGCCGCGCACCAACCACUGGGUGGCGCUCCUCCAGCGGGGCAAGUGCACCUUCAGGGAGAAGAUCCUCAAGGCGGCCGCCUUCAACGCCACCGCCGUGCUCAUCUACAACAACAGCAGCAAGGAGGAGACGGUCACCAUGGCCCACAAAGGAACGGGUGACACGGUGGCCGUGAUGAUCACCGAGUCGUACGGCAAGGAGCUGCUGGCGCUGCUGGACCGCAACCUGACGGUGCUGGUGUCGGUGUCGGUGGGCUCGCGCGGGCCGCCCAAGAACAUCAACCGCGGCUCGCUGGUCUUCGUCUCCAUCUCCUUCAUCGUGCUGAUGAUCAUCUCCUCGGCCUGGCUCAUCUUCUACUUCAUCCAGAAGAUUCGCGACACCAACGCGCGCGACCGCAGCCAGAGGCGGCUGGGAGACGCAGCCAAGAAGGCCAUCGGGAAGCUGACCACCCGCACUGUGAAGAGGGGAGACAAGGAGACAGACCCAGACUUCAACCACUGUGCUGUGUGUAUCGAAGGCUACCAGCUCAACGACGUGGUCCGCAUUCUCCCUUGCAAGCAUGUCUUCCACAAGAUGUGUGUGGAUCCCUGGCUGAAUGAGCACUGUACUUGCCCCAUGUGCAAGCUGAACAUCCUCAAAGCCCUGGGCAUCAUGCCCAACCUGCCGUGCGUGGACAACGUGGCGUUUGACAUGGAGCGCAACAGCGCGCCGCGCAGCCAGACCUCCAGCCAGCGGGCGGCGCUAGUGGACCUGUCCAGCGAGACGGGCAGCAUCAGCCUGGAGCCUCUGCGGCCCGGCAGUGGCGGCACCACGCCCCAGCCGCCCGCCGACCCAGACGCGCCCACCCCCCGCUCGGGGGAGAUCAACAUCGCUGUCACCAAAGAGUGGUUUAUAAUCGCCAGCUUCGGCCUGCUCAGCGCCCUCACCCUCUGCUACAUGAUCAUCCGGGCCACCGCCGGAUACACCAGCCUCCAAGUGGACGAGGAGUGAACAGGGGCCUGGCACAACUGUGAAAGUCCAGCCGCACCUUUCUGCACCAGCUGCCUUCUCCCUGUCACCAUUCUACUCCAGCACAUAGUGAAAAGAAAGUGCUCCUGUGUGCUUAAGCUUGUUGCACAAGCAGUACUGUACAUUUUUGCCAGACAGUUAUGGUCUUUCGAGGUACAAUAUGGUAUUGCAAAGGAUCUUUCUGGUUACCCUUUUAGGUACAAAAAUCUGUUUUAAAAAACGGUGUUGUAUCUAGACUGGACGCAUAAUAUAAGAAAAGUACAUUUCCAAGAAAGUUUUUUAUAGUAAGAAGGACAGGGCUGGACUGAUAAUCUGACAAAGAGGACAUUGCCCGGUAGAGACUGAACCACAAUUUAUUUAUGAAUGGUGAUUACAAUGCAUAAGUGAAGCACCAUGCCAGGUGUUUUAAUUUGGCUCAGGAGGAGGUAAGGUUGGACGGAGGACUCCUCUUCAUGAGAAAAUGCCCAGGUUUAUUUGGUCCCGUUUCAGUCCUGAAGAAGAAGGUACAUAAUUGUCCUGCAAAACGGUGGUGCUGGCGCAACAAGCUUAGAUACACAGCAGUGCUUACAUAUCUGUCUGUCUUGUGCCAUCUGUUCCUGUGAUGCCUCUCUGAACCUUUGUCACUGUGCCUAUUUGUUUUUUUAGAUGUUUUUUAAAUGAAUGAAAGCUUUUGGAUGAAUUAAAUGUGUUUAUGGUGUAUA
Molecule: messenger RNA, 2498 nt
Organism: Engraulis encrasicolus (European anchovy)
Lineage: Eukaryota; Metazoa; Chordata; Actinopteri; Clupeiformes; Engraulidae
Gene: rnf130
Product: ring finger protein 130
Exons: 10
Coding region: 472-1779 (435 amino acids)
Source: RefSeq, a predicted model, not a curated record